AGUGCAUGGUUCAGUUGGUGGUCAGCCGAAAGGAAAAUUAGGGUUGUGUUUUGUUGCGAUAUAUGUGACCUUAAGUUAAAUUAUAUUUGUAAAAAACCUGAAGAAACGCUAUAAAAUAAGGAACAAAAAGUUGCAAGUAUGGGUGAGCCACAGCAGGUCAGCGCCCUUCCCCUGCCGCCGAUGCAGUACAUCAAGGAAUAUACAGAGGAGAAUAUUCGCAAGUGCCUUGCGCCUCCGCCCCCUACUCCCGUCAAGGACAGCUACAUGAUGUUUGGCAACCAGUUUCAAUGUGAUGAGCUAAUUAUCCGCCCCUUAGAGAGCCAAGGCAUUGAGCGCCUUUACCCUAUGCAGUUCGACCACAAGAAAGAACUGAAGAAACUGAACAUGUCCAUCCUGGUCAACUUUUUGGACCUCUUAGACAUCCUUAUUAAAAGCCCAGGAAGCAUCAAAAGAGAAGAGAAGCUGGAAGACCUGAAGCUGCUCUUUGUCCACAUGCAUCAUCUGAUAAACGAGUACCGGCCUCACCAAGCCAGAGAGACGUUGCGGGUCAUGAUGGAGGUACAGAAACGGCAGUGGCGGGAAACGGCCGAACGCUUCCAGAAGCAUUUAGAAAGGGUGCUGGAAAUGAUCCAGGGCUGUCUAGCGUCUCUUCCGGAUGACUUGCCCCAGUCGGAGGAUGCAGCCGGGGGAGCAGUGAAACUGAAAAGCAAACCCAUGGAUGUGGAUGAGGUGAUUGGACAGAUGGACAAAGAGAAGGAAACUGUCUUCAAAAAAAAGGAUCAACUUUGUGACAAAGAUGCAGCGAUGUGUAGCAUCAUUGAUGAGAUGACAUAACUGCGCGUGAACAGUUUUGUGCUCUUAAGCUAGUCUGUAAAAACAAUCUCUUCCCAUGGAAUUGGAAAGGGAACAACAGAUUUCUUUCAAAUAAAAUACAACUUUACUGCCAGUUAAAGGACAUUUAAAUCUGACAUUAUGUGAGAAGAAAGGGGGAGGAAAGAUAGUGUCGUGCAGAUAAGCAACAGUUUUCCUUUGGAGCAUAGACCAUUCAGUCUAAAUGCUCUUCAAGAAGCAUUCCCUUAUGUAUUUAUUUGAAGUUCAGUAGAAACUCAUAGAACUGUUUUUACAGACCCCGAUUAGCACGAAUCUGGAACUACCUUACCUUUUAACAUUAGGCAGUCCAAUAUGUGUUUAGUCCCGCUGGUGACCAUGAGAGAUGAUUGAUGACAAAUCAUGGUUUGGUUUAGUCUAGAUUUUCUUUAGUAAAAUUAAGUUUCCACAUGAUGCCAUACAAAUGGUAACUAUGGAGAAAACAGCUCUUGAACUAUCUUACCUUUUACAUUAGGCACUCCAAGAUUUGUGCUAAUGUGUCAAAUACCACAGUGGUAGCUAAACUUCUACUGGUAUUUGUCUUGUGGAAAUUUGUGGGGUUCCCAUAAGUUAAGCAUAGCAAAUAAUGUUCUGUUCUCUUUUCCCUGCAUGGCAUAAAGAAACUGUUCGCUAGAAGCUAGGCCCUCAUGAGCUAACAACAUAUUAAGAAUAUAUUCAAAACCCAGCACACAAGUAUAUGCAAAUAUAUAGGACUUUGUGUGUGUAUCAGCCAGUUUGGAGGCAGUGGUUGUGAAUUUCAGACAAUAAUAACAAAACAGACAAAAAUAAUUGUUAAUGCACUGUCACCCUACAGUUUUUUUUUUUUUUUUUUUUUUUUUUGCAAGUAGGAAAAACAACUCAAGACUUACCUAUUGGGGAAUACAGUUUCAAAUGGUGUUAAUGUUUUUUUCUUUCUCAAAUGUAUCAUAUUUAAUGAUAAAAUAACACAACAAUUUUAAUUUUGCAGUGUAUCUAAAAAUCUACCACAGACCCUUAUAAAUCAAAAUGCUUCUUUCUAUUUUUCAAGCAGUCGGCAGGAUGACUUGUAAUGAUAGGAUAUGGCAGAGAAUGUGUUCAGUCGACUAUGCUAUGGCUGUUUUCUGACCUUAAAAUUUAUUUCAGAACCACAAAUGUAUUUACUUUUCAGUACCGUUUUUGUAAGGAUAAUUUUUUCAACAACCAAGAAUCGCUAUGUAAAAAAAUAAAAUUAAAAAAUUUAUUUUCUUCCAGAAAAGCUUUUGUGAAGAAUCAUUUGCUAAAAACAUUUCAGAAGUCUUGUUUUUUGAGUACGUAAACUGUAUUCUAUGUUUGUGUAUUUUCCUGUUAUGAAAUUUGUUUAAUAAAAUGUGUGAAAUUCAAUGUAUAUAAAAAUGAUGUUGAACCUUCUACAGUGUGAAUGUAGUGCUUAUUAUGAUUACUGAUUGCCUAGAGGAAUGGUUGCAUCUUAAACAAUAUUAAAAAAAUAAAAAUAAAAAUACAGGAAUGCACAAAACAGUUCAACGUGGCAUACUGACUCAGUACUUCAGACAACCACCUGCAGUUAUUUCUGUCGUCUAAGGUUGUAGUUCUUUUUUUAAAAUUUUAACCAGGAAUUUGUAUUUAAAGUCUGCAUUUCUUUUCAUUGCCU
Messenger RNA from Polyodon spathula (Mississippi paddlefish), 2494 nucleotides. RefSeq names its product mediator of RNA polymerase II transcription subunit 7-like. Gene Ontology annotation, biological process: regulation of transcription by RNA polymerase II. Gene Ontology annotation, molecular function: transcription coregulator activity. Bases 139 to 834 code for a protein of 231 amino acids. Gene Ontology annotation, cellular component: mediator complex. The record is from RefSeq and is a predicted model, not a curated record. NCBI's taxonomy places the organism in Eukaryota, Metazoa, Chordata, Actinopteri, Acipenseriformes, Polyodontidae. The transcript has 2 exons.